This is a messenger RNA of Fusarium verticillioides 7600, 2164 nucleotides long. RefSeq lists its product as hypothetical. The transcript is spliced from 4 exons. The coding region runs from base 219 to 1268 and encodes 349 amino acids. The record is from RefSeq and is a predicted model, not a curated record. Gene Ontology annotation, cellular component: trans-Golgi network; Golgi cisterna; cytosol. Gene Ontology annotation, molecular function: phosphatidylinositol-4-phosphate binding. Gene Ontology annotation, biological process: Golgi vesicle budding; Golgi to plasma membrane protein transport; Golgi organization. NCBI's taxonomy places the organism in Eukaryota, Fungi, Ascomycota, Sordariomycetes, Hypocreales, Nectriaceae.
ACCAAACCCCUAAAUUCGAACGCGCAACUAGCCCCGUUCAGGCUCAGCCCAGUCAAUCAAAGUUCCAGGACGGGACAUCCAUCAAACUACUAACCUACCCCUUCAACCUCAUCUCGACGCCCGAGAAACGACUUUGCUGUCGCUCCCUCUCCUCCACCUCCGUCUCCGUCCUUUCUCUCUCUCUCAGCACCAAAACUAAUCAUCUUUAUCUGCUCGAAAUGUCCUCGGGAUUGACGCGACGCCGCGGUGCUGGCGGCGCAGGACCUGCAGCUGAGGGCGAUUCCAGCAACGGCACUGCCCCUAGAACGAGCACACCAAGCGCCAGGGACAACGGACCCGAGACGAGCUACGAAAGCACAGAAAAUGGCCACAAGAUCGCAUUCGACCCUCGCGAUAUCAGUGAGAGUGCCGAGCGGAGCAAGCAGCCAAAGCUCACCCUCAUGGAGGAGGUCUUGCUACUUGGCCUCAAGGAUAAGCAGGGCUACCUCUCUUUUUGGAACGACAACAUCUCUUACGCCCUUCGAGGAUGCAUUGUCAUCGAACUGGCCUUCCGUGGUCGCAUUGCAAUGGAGAAGGAUGCUUCAAGACGCCGAUUCCCCCUCGCAGACCGCAACAUCGAGGUCAUAGACGACACCCUUACUGGCGAGGUUCUUCUCGACGAGGCUCUCAAGAUGAUGAAGCAGAGCGAAAAGAUGAGCGUCGCAACCUGGAUUGACUUGAUGAGCGGCGAGACCUGGAACUUGAUGAAGAUCGGAUACCAGCUCAAGCAGGUCCGAGAACGGCUCGCAAAGGGCUUGGUCGAUAAGGGCAUCCUCCGCACCGAGAAGCGCAAUUUCCUCCUUUUCGACAUGGCAACUCAUCCCGUCGCCGAUGGUGGUGCUAAGGAGGAGAUCCGCCGCCGGGUUCGCAACAUCCUUACCCAACGGACCGUCGUCCUCAAUGGUAGCCAAUUCCUCCCCGAGUCGCUCGAAUUCCGUUAUAUGCGUAGCAUCGCCAUGGUUUGCGCCGCCUACGCCGCUAAUGUCCUCGAGAACGCCCUCGCAUCCCUUGGCCACGAGGCAAGGGAACGGGCUUUUGCGCAGACCGAUGAUUUACUCGCCGACUACAGCCAAUGGCCGUUCGGCAAGAAAGCCACACAGAAUGGCAUUGGUGCUAACUUGCCUCAACUCAUUAACGAGGAGGUCAACAGCGGCAAGGACAAGGAGCUCCAGCUUGAGGUGGUUGCGGCUUGCUUGAGUGUCUUCACUAGACUUGACUCUCUCCUAUAGACGUACUCGUGCAAGCUUCAUGCGUGUCCACCACUGCCGAACGUGACGUUUGGCUACACCUUCGUUCAACUACCCAGCUCCCAACCAGGCCAAGCCCCCCCUCGAAAUCUCUUGUUCCAACUAUCCGAUCCUUAUCCCUCUUAAACCCAUUCUCACGAAAUGACUUCGACGACAACCGUCUCAAGGCUCCCUUCGCCCAACUCACACCACCGCUAUCAUAUGGAGCAAUUCCAGGGAAUUGGAACUUGCCUGCUGCUCAAUUGAACAGGUUUGCAGCUGGGUUAAGACAUGAAGCACUUGGGAGCUUGGCCAAUCGAUUAACUCAGCGCAAAGUAUCAUUUUUGUUGGGCGCUUGAACAAGUGGUGUCGGUGGUAGGACUCACUCCAUAACUCACCCAAACUUCUUCUUUUAAUGUCCUUUUUAUUUUUGUCGGGGCUUAUCUAUUCGUCCUUUUUACUUUUGGGAAACAAAAAAGGAGGUGGACGGGAUGACUAUGACUCUGACUCUGACUCUGACUCUGACCAUGGCUUUGUUGUGUAUGUGUGUGUGUGCUGUCGAUGCGUUACUUGGAAGGCUAGGGAAAGGGGGCGAAAUCCAUAGGUCGUUUGGUGUGUGAAAGGUAGCCGUUUUGUCGUCGACUUGGGUCUGGUAUCUCUAUUGUAAUGAAAAAGAAAAUGUCACAGACAACCUUUAAGACACCCUGCGACGACGUUUGUCUAUUAUGAAAACUUGGAACCCCGAGAUGUCUGCUCUUACAUCUGGUGAUGGACUUGAAAUAGUUUAAGUAUGAAUGAACGGCUUGGAUCUACACACUCAACGCAAGGAUACUGCAACUUUUGAUAAGACAUCUUGGGGACUUGCGCUACUGGGACUUGGGGCUUGAACUGGCUUGACG